This is a messenger RNA of Gekko japonicus, 7613 nucleotides long. RefSeq names its product nestin (gene NES). Gene Ontology annotation, molecular function: intermediate filament binding; CCR5 chemokine receptor binding. Gene Ontology annotation, cellular component: intermediate filament. The record is from RefSeq and is a predicted model, not a curated record. Gene Ontology annotation, biological process: positive regulation of intermediate filament depolymerization. NCBI's taxonomy places the organism in Eukaryota, Metazoa, Chordata, Lepidosauria, Squamata, Gekkonidae.
UGCAGAGACGCCUGGACUAGACGGGGUGGACUCGCUCACUCAGCUGGCUCACUCCUCGCCGGCUGGUUCCCUGACAGGCACCGCUGCCCCUCGCCUCCUGCCCCCCUCCCGCUGCUGCUCUCUGUCGGAUUCUCCUCCUCUUCCUCAGACUCCUGGACGACCAGGCCGAGCGCGCAUGGAGACCCUCCUGGAAUCACCGCGGCCCCUGGGAGAGGAGUCCCUCCAGAUGUGGGACCUCAACAAGCGCCUGGAGGCCUACCUGGCCCGGGUGAAGUUCCUGGAGGAAGAGAACGAGGGGCUGAAGUCGGAGAUCCACUGCCUGAGAGGGAGCCCAGGGGCGGUAGAGGACUCCUGGCGGGGCAGGUACGAGGAGGAGGUGGCCGCCUGGCGCGCCCGCCUGGACGAGGCCUUCCGUGAGAAGAGCGCGGCCGAGCUGGCCCGGGCCGGCCUGUGCGAGGAGCUCCAGCGGGUCCAGGGCAGGUGCCAGAGGGAGCGGGCUGCCCGGCAGGAGGCCAGGGAGCUCCUGGCCCUGAGCUGGAAGGCGCUGGAGGAGGAGAAGCGGGGCCACAUCUGGCUAAAAAGAGCCACCCAGCUGGAGAAGGAGGCGGAAGCCCUGCUGGAAGCCCACGAGGAGGAGAGAGCCAGGCUGGAGCAGGAGGUGGCCGCCUUCUCCUCCUGGGGCCUGGAGACCUUCCGUGGUGGCAGCGGCACUGCUGCCACCACCCCUGCCGCCUUCCAGCCGGUGGAGGUGGAGGACUAUUCCCAGAGGCUCUCCAGCAUCUGGCAGGGGGCCGUAGAGACCUACAAGGCGGAGGUCUCCCGGCUGGAGGCCUCCUUUGGGGAGGCGAAGGAGAACCUCUGGAAGGCCACUGAGCGCAACCGGCAGAACCAGCUGCAACUGCAGCACCUGGAGAGGGAACUGGCCGGCCUCAAGGGGCGGAAGGAGACGCUGGAGGAGCACCUGGCUCAGCAGUGGCACCACCAGCAAGGAGAAGCCAAGAAGCUCCAGCAGGAGGGGCAGAGAGCGACCGAGGCCAGUCCGGAGCCCGCGGUGGGCAGCGUCGGUGUGCCCUCGCCCGAGGCCCCCGGAGGCCGGACCCUCUUGGAAGCGGAGAGCACCCGGCUGCUGCAGAGGCCGGCAGACCCCAGACUGGCCCUCAGCCUCCCAGAUGGCAAACUGGAAGCGAGUGCGAGGAAGCGCCAAACAGUGUCUCUGGAAAGAGGGAACCGGGGGCACCGAGACCCCAGGCCGACCUCCGCAGCCUUCUUGAAGGGAGGCGUGGCGCCUCAGCUGCCCAAGAACCAGAGUGGCCCCCUCACGGUCCACACCGUCUCUGUGCUCCCCAAGAGCAGAAGCCCUGUCCUGCGAGAGUUCCAGAAAGCCAGCGCCGCCCUGCAGUCCCAGUCCGCAAAGGCUCUGGAGGGGGCGAGCGGCCCGGCUUUCAUAGACUCUGCUGCUCUUCAGUUGGGCUCCUCCUCCCAACAAAGCGAGAUGAUGACGGCCGGCAAAGCUGGAACAGUUUCCCAGUCCUCCGCCCCUGAACCGCCCUGCUUUCCAGCUCUAGUUCCAAAUGUCUUGGGAGAGUCCAGCUCAAACCCAGAGCAAAGUCACCCUCCGGAAGAAGACGGAGAGGAGAAUUCAGCCCAAACAAAAACAAGGGAACUGGGGGAGAAAGCGGAGCUUCGCGAGGAAGUGGAGGAGGAAGAGAAGCCGGCCAACGAGGAGCCCCCUUGGAAGACCACCCUGCACCGUGUGCCUCAUCCCUCCCCCCAGCUGGGCACGGAAGCCUCAGGUGCCGCGCUACAGGAGGCUCACGCGGGAGAGGUCCGCUUUGAAGCCGGCUGGCUGGGCGCAGCUGAAACGCCAAAUGGCAUCCCUUCGGAUGACUCUUCGUCCGUGGAAGAAGGAAAUGGGGCAGCUGCUUCUCCAGGCACCGCUGCAUUCGAGGAGGCCAUGCCAGGGCUGCACAAAAGCCACAUGGAAGGUCUUCUGGAGGGCGUCCCGGGCUGUGAGGACUCCAGAGAGAUUAAUGGUGGUGGCCCAGAAGUAUGUUCUCAGCAGCAGGAAGAAGCAGCAGCUGUGUGGGUGCCUCGGGAUGCAGAACCAUCCUCCCGACAAGAAACACGACUGCCAGAGGAAGAGAGAAGUCCUUCCACCCAGCGGGACAAAGAGGAGGUCGUGUUUGACAUCCCAGUCGCUGGCAGGAUUGACGGCUACAAUGAAAUGAGCUCACCAGAGCAGACCGAGGUUGGUGGCGGUGAGCGGCCCCCUCCUCUCCAGGGCAUCGUGCAGAGAGGUGAGUCGCCUGAGGGUGUCCAGGGCACCAGAUCAGCUGGUCAACUGGACACGGGUGCAGCUGCCGUUCUGAGGGACGACUGGGACAGCCCGCAGCCUGGCACGAGCGGUGCCGAGGACCACACCGGUGCCACAGGGCCAGACGUGGAGGAGACCGACGGAGGGGCAGAAGACCUUGACGUGGUGAGCACCGAAGCGCUGCAUCUCUCCGAGGACGAGGAACGGAGAGCCCUUUCGAGCCCCUCCAGGGAGAGCGAAGAGUGCGACUUCCAGGCAGAGAUGCUGGAAAGGGAGUUUCUUCAGGCAGAAGAAUUUGUAGUUGAAACUUUGUCACCACCCAUAAGCCACUCGUUUUAUUCUGCAGAAAGUCACCAAGACCAUCACUUUCUUGGGACAGAACAGGAAGCCCCUGAGGAAGAAACGUCGCUUUCCAAAACAGAUUAUGCCUUGCCAAAGGAAGAGGGAAAAGAGGUGGACUCAGAACCUGAGACCCCAAGGGUUGAAGAAGAGGCUGCCUUGAGGGAUGACCACUCAACAAAUACCUGGACCGCUGAGCCCAAGGCCAAGGAAGAGGAGGCAGGGGCUGAGGAGCCACAGCAGGAUAUUUGGGGACGAGAAGGUCUCCUUGAAGAAGAGGAUGCUUUGUGCAAGGAAGACAUAAUGCAGAAGAAAGAAACUGCCACCUUGCAAGAUUGGACCUGGGAGCACCAAACUGUCUUGCAGCAGGAGAACGUGGAGAGUGUUCUGAGGCAGGAGAUGUCCACAAGAGAUCAAGGAGAGGAAACAGUAGAGGCGGGUCAAGGAGACCUGCCCAUGGCACAGCAGGUGGAAGAAGAAGAGAUCAUCACCCAAGGAGAUCAAGGAGAGGAAACAGUAGACGCGUUACAAGGAGGAGACCUGCCCGUUGACCAGCAGAUGGAAGACAAAGAGAUCACCGCCCAAGGGGAGGAAACAGUAGAGGUGUGUCAAGGAGACCUGCCCAUGGCACAGCAGGUGGAAGAAGAAGAGAUCAUCACCCAAGGAGAUCAAGGAGAGGAAACAGUAGACGCGUUACAAGGAGGAGACCUGCCCGUUGAACAGCAGAUGGAAGACAAAGAGAUCACCGCCCAAGGGGAGGAAACAGUAGAGGUGUGUCAAGGAGACCUGCCCAUGGCACAGCAGGUGGAAGAAGAAGAGAUCAUCACCCAAGGAGAUCAAGGAGAGGAAACAGUAUACGCGUUACAAGGAGGAGACCUGCCCGUUGACCAGCAGAUGGAAGACAAAGAGAUCGCCACCCAAGGGGAGGAAACAGUAGAGGCGUGUGAAGGAGGAGACCUGCCCAUGGACCAGCAGAUGGAAGACAAAGAGAUCGCCAUCCAAGGGGCGGAAACAGUAGAGGCGUGUGAAAGAGGAGACCUGCCCAUGGACCAUCAGGUGGAAGACAAAGAGAUCGCCACCCAAGGGGAGGAAACAGUAGAGGUGUGUGAAGGAGGAGACCUGCCCGUGGACCAUCAGGUGGAAGACAAAGAGAUCGCCACCCAAGGGGAGGAAACAGGAGAGGCGUGUGAAGGAAGAGACCUGCCCGUGGAGCAACAGAUGGAAGACGAAGAGAUCGCCACCCAAGGGGAGGAGACAGUAGAGGUGUGUGAAGGAGGAGACCUGCCCGUGGAGCAGCAGAUGGAAGACAAAGAGAUCACCGCCCAAAGAGAACAAGGGGAGGAAACAGGAGAGGCGUGUGAAGGAAGAGACCUGCCCGUGGAGCAGCAGAUGGAAGACAAAGAUAUCACCGCCCAAAGAGAACAAGGCGAGGAAACAGGAGAGGCGUGUCCGGGAGACCUGCCCAUGGAGGAGCAGGCGGAGGAAGAAGGGAUCGCCAUGGCUUCCGCUGAGAGGGAUGUGCUGAAUGGAGGAGAUUUGAUAGCAGAGUCAGAAGCAACGGAGACUGAGGAGGCAGAGUCAAAGACGAGCCUUGUAGGGAACGCAGAAACGAUGGGCUGUGGCACUAGGAGAGAUCUGCAGGAGGAAGAGAAUCCAGAAGCCAACCUGGUAUCCAAGACUGAUACUCGGCAGGCAGAAGAACAGCAUGCUACUCCUGAGAGAGAAGAAACCUGCCCAAACCAACAUUCACUGCACUGCGACCAAAGCCUGCCCCACGAAGCUGGCCCUGGAGCACUGGAGGCUCCUUCAGAAGCGCUGGACCACACUGCCAGUGGGCUCGAAGCAAAGUCCGACCGUGGCCCCCAGGAGACGGAUGUGUCUUCUGGAAGGGACCAUCCCUUGCAAAGUGGUCAUUCAGGGUCUGGGGUUUCCCUUGAAUCCUUAGAUGUUUCCCCAGACACCACCCAUGGAACAGAAGGGAUUGAAGCGGAGCUGGAAAGCAGAAGAGAGAUCGAACUGGAGGAGACUUUGCCAGAUAGCACGCCCUUGCAUCUGUAUGAUGAAAAGAUGUUGGCUGUGACCGGGAAGGGACAGCCGCUUCCGGAGGACGAAGACGCAGCAGAGGCACCCCUCCUGACCAAAGACAGUGUCACUUCUGCGGAGGCGAUGGGACAAGCAGCGGAGGAAGCAGCCCUGUGUCCAGACAGUUCCCAGGAAGGAGAUGGCGACGCCAAAGUGUGGGAGGGUGUAGAUGAGGAGGGAGGUGGGCACAUGGAAUCUGCUCCCAAGCAGAAGUCCCCCAGUUCCGAGGACCUUCUUGCUUCAAGAGAUUUAGAAGAAGCGGAGACUGAGAGUUGGGAACUCAUCAGAGGUGACGAAGAAGGCCUGCCUGCCGAGGGAGUUGAAAUGCCUGGUCCAGAAGACCGUUUCCCCCCAUUGGAUGCAGAAGUUGACGAACAGCCUGGGGGAAUUGUGGGCCGUGGGAGUGGUGCGAGAAAAGAACUUGCCUGUGGAGAAGUGGCCCGUGAGGAAUCUGGCAGUCCAGAUUUUGUCUGGGAGACAGAAAGAGACAACAUAUUUCAGCCGGAUCCCAGCUACGUUCAGGAACGCUUCCAGGGGGGAAAUGACAGCCCUUUGGGAUUUAGCGAGCCCAGCCACACAGUGCCUGAAGGCUCCCACAAGGUUUCUCCGCUGACCAGUGUUGCCGACCUGGGAGAGAUUGUGCUGGAGGAAGAGCAGUCUGCAGAUGGGCAGGAAGACGGUGCAGAAGCGGAAGGUUUUGUGUACUGUGGAGAGGAAAGGGGGCCGUGUGUCCAUGACUCCCAACCAGUCUCUGGUCUAGAAAACUGUAGCGGAGAAGAGCCCACCCGACCAACAGACUUGCCUGAACUGAGUUCAAGUGGUACAGAUUCUGCAGACCCUUCCCUGAAGGAAGAAGCGAGUCUUCCCGUAGACAGCUUGAGAGACUCCGAUAUCCUGGAAAUCGUGGAGCAGGCCCUGGAGUUUAGCCAAGAGGCCAUCUGGGCCGCUGAGCGGACCGUUGGGGCAGAGAAGCGGGCAGCCCAGGGAGAUGUUCUCUGCUCCCCGGUGGCAGAGAGGAACGGCAGCUCCCCCCUGGCAUUGCCUGACGUAGGCAGAUCCCAGGUGCCUGCAGAGACCCCCAGGGCCCCCUCCCCAGAUGCCAAAGACCCAGCGGGAUCUAGUCACCUGUGGGCUGGAGACAACGGUAACGGGCUGCAGCAGGAUCCUAGCCUGGCGGACUUCACCGCUGAGGUACUGAAUGGCCUCGGGGGCCUUCACUCUGGCAACGGGGGAGAACGGAUCGAGGGGCUGGCCGCCCGCCAGCACUUCCGCAGGCAGGGCCCCGGUGACCAGUACCCACCUCAGGCACGAGUGGGUGAAGAGGCGCCCAGAACUGGAGACGUCCGUUCCGAAACCCACGAGAAGGAUUCCCCGGAGUACAGAGGGCAGGAGGGGGUGGACGUUGCCAAGAGCCUGUUUGCUAACCGGAUGCAGGCCGCGCACCUGAAAGGAAAGGAUGCCGAGGUGGAGGCCGAUUCCGUCCCGUCCCAUUUCGGAGAAGAAAUUCUCCACCCGGAGUCCAGUCAGCCCCUGAAGUUCCGACCAGAAGAGGAAGACGAGUUGUGGUCUCCAGAAGACCAAUGAAAUAGUGGCUUAGUGGCUUCCUCUCUUCCAGCCUCCGCGUUUUCCCCCCCUCCCUGACUUCCCGUCACCCAUUUGGAAUUUGAAAAUAGGCGGCCAUAUCGACAAUCAGAGACACGGUGUAGACAGAACUUUUACCCUUUCAGGACUUCCGCUCUAUGGUAGCCAUUUUUUAAAAAACGUUUGAACGAGUGUUCAGGGCUCCAGUGCCUUGUAAGGAAAAGUAAGAUGGGAUCCAGGGCCGGGACUGUUGCCUUUUCCUCAAGGUAACCCAUCCUUUGGGGGAUGAUACACUGGCGGAAGCCUCCAGUCACCUUCUGGGGGGGGGGAUGGGACUCUGCCCAUUCAGAGCUGACGGGGGAGGUGAGUCAGUCCCCCCCCCCUCCGUGGUGCCCCUUCUCCUUUUUCACUCGCUGAAUCCCGUCACCAGCAGCGCCGGCUGAAGCACCAGCAGGAGGCCACGGGUGAUGGUUUUCUUGGGGGGGGGGAGGGCAGCACAGCCUCUGUUUCCACCACUCAGAGGUCGACUCAACGCCCCUUCAGACCGUCCCUCGAAACGGCGCCAGAGGGGCGAAGCUGACCAGGCCAGUGCCUGGGGAGCUUCUGGUGGGGUCCACUUCUGGACAGCAGCUGCCUCCCUCGGGCUUCCUGGCCUCCCGCAGGCCGCCCUGCCCAGAGCCCGCAGCCCCAGAGGAGCGCUGCUGUGUGGCCAUCCGGUGGUGGGCGGCGGGUCCUUCGGCGGAGGCGCCAAAGCCCACGCCUCCCAAACACCCCUCUCACCUUGGCGGGAAGGCAGUUCUGCCCCCAGGAAAGAAGGAAAGCUUGAAAAGUGACUGUGAGGGGUGAAGGGGCUGGGGGGGCAAGCGGGGGCACCCCACACACCCCGAGAGCCUGGCGCUCUGCCCCCUCUGAGGGCUGCCUGUGGCCCUCGGUCUCUUCCCCGCCCUCAGCCCUGCCUUCUUGGCCUCAGAGUGGGAGCUCUGCGUGUUCCUUCUCGGCUCCGCAGCAGUGGCGGCCACAGGGGCAGGCGGAUGGAGCCGCCCUCCAGCAGGCCCCGUCGGUGGACGGUGGGAUUCCAGGGAAGUUCGAAGGUCCUCAACCAUGAAUUGGGCAGAAAGCUCAUCCCCACCCCACACCCCACCCCAUCUCCCCUUUGACUGACUCGUAGAAUCCUAGAGUGGGGAGGGGCCCCGCAGGCCAUCUAUUCCGACCCCCGGCCCCAAGGCAGGACCGGCCUAGAGCAUCUCCGACAAAGCAUCUCUCUGACUCCUUUCCGGAACACGUUUCAGACGCCCUA